AUGCCCACUAAUAACGAGGACGUCAAUGAGCCUUCUCCGACCACUUGUGACAAGUCGGACGACUUUAUCACCUACAGCCAUGAUAAGGUGCUUCGACCUCUCCGGUUUGCCGACAUCUCAUUUUCCGAACUCUCAUCUGAACUGGAAGGUUACCUGUCAGUGUUAGAUGGCGGAGCCAGUAUUACUUUCAACCGUGGAGAGGAGUUGUCCAGCAUCCGCUUGAGCGAGAUAUUAGAGACCUUUUUCAGAAACCCAACCCCCACCGUGCACGAGGGACCUCCAUUGACAUGGACGGCGAUCGUCCUCCACGCCGGCCCUGAUUUUUGA
Messenger RNA from Penicillium daleae, 327 nucleotides. RefSeq lists its product as uncharacterized. The transcript has a single exon. NCBI's taxonomy places the organism in Eukaryota, Fungi, Ascomycota, Eurotiomycetes, Eurotiales, Aspergillaceae. The record is from RefSeq and is a predicted model, not a curated record. The coding region runs from base 1 to 327 and encodes 108 amino acids.